Messenger RNA from Cryptomeria japonica (Japanese cedar), 987 nucleotides. RefSeq lists its product as uncharacterized. NCBI's taxonomy places the organism in Eukaryota, Viridiplantae, Streptophyta, Pinopsida, Cupressales, Cupressaceae. The record is from RefSeq and is a predicted model, not a curated record. Gene Ontology annotation, molecular function: protein binding. The transcript has a single exon. The coding region runs from base 1 to 987 and encodes 328 amino acids.
AUGGCCAUCAAGGACAAUAAUCUAAAGCUAAUGGUGAAUCUAUUGUCGGUUUCUCAACAAGUGCUAGACACAUAUUUUGAUAAGUUGGAUUUUACCAAGCUUCUGCGUGAGUUUACCUAUCAAGGCAAUAUGGAAGUUGUGAAAAAAUUGUUGGAGAGCGGAACCGAUCCACUUGAUUGCGAUGAAAAGGGCCAAACAAAUUUGCAUCGCGCUACUAUGUGUCAAGAUGAUUACAAAGCACGUAAGUUAACUAAGUUAAUGCUCGGGAAAUGUACAAGCGAGGAAGAGAAGAAAGAAUGGGUAACCAAACAAGAUGAUAUGGGUAAAACGGUUCUCCAUGUUGCAUCUAUGAAAGGAAAUAAAGACUUCUGUUACUUACUUUUUGACAUAAAUGAAGGCAUUCUACAAAUAAAAGAUACUGAUGGGCGAAUAGAUCUCUUCGAAGAAGUUAAAGGAGGCCACGAUGAUCUCUGUCUGAGUUUGAUACAUUGGAAACAACAUUUUAAUGUUGAUUCCAUUUUUGACCGCAGUGGGCUGACACUACUGCAUGUGGCCGCUUCAGAAGGCAGAAUGCAUAUAGCGGAUCUCCUCCUCGAGAGGUCAAAGAAGCCUAAAGCAUAUGUGAGGACAACAGAUUUGGAGUCUAGACAGACAACGCUUCAUAAAGCCACCAAAGGAAGACACACAAAUAUCAUAAAAGUUUUGUUGCACUGGGGAGCUCAUCCCCUUCUCGAAAGAGAUUGUGAUGGCCGAACUGUAUUCCACUAUUUCGCGCCAACACUAUUAAGUGGAGAUGAUAGAAAAGAAGUUGCGAAAUUGCUGUUAAAGAAGUGUAGAACCGAUGAAAAGAAAUUGCUUUUGCUGUGGGCUAGGCACUACAGACCAACAUCUAAGAGAUUCUUCACUCAAAAUCUUUCUUUCACAACAAAAGGAGCAUUUCAAAGGGGAGGAAAACAAUUUGUUAAGGACAACUGCACGUCUGGGUGA